AUGCAGCAGAGUGUGGACUUCUUCACCCCCGGCUGUUCCAACAUUGACCUGACCAUCAGUACAGAGAAGUCCCUGAUCAUUCAUCAACCGGUACAAAAUGCUGCCUACGCGGACCCUCGUAUCAAGACCAGCGAAAUUCAACUCACAGCAAUGGACAGGUUCGCAUACCUUUGGUGGGCGCUUUCAAGAAACAUCAAGAUCGACGACGAAAUCGGAAGCCAGAUCUCCUAAAUCGGCCAGGCGUUCGGUUGGCCGCAGCAUUUAGCUUUUAAUUUUUCCGGCUCUCAUAUACACACGAGAAUUAAGAUGCGUCAGGCCGCUAUAAGGGCAACCCUCUUGUAUGGGGCUGGCACGUGAACUGUCUAUGUAGGCCAAUCAGGAACGCUCGACCAUUUUCACUUUGGCUGUCACCGUAGAAUACUGAAGUUGAAAUGACAGGAAAGGGUGUCGCACACUACGUCCUCGGAAGUAACCGUCGUCCUAAGAGCCCGCGUCAUGCUGAGGCAAAUGCAACUGCGAUGGAAUCACCACCAUAUGAUGAUGGGUGAAGAGCGCCUGUUCAAUCGGCCAUUCAACGACGACGUUGCCACGUGUGCUCACAGAUAAGGCGAAGAAAAGCAUCGUUACGAGGACACCCUAAGGACCUCUAUAAAGCACCUGCAAAUCAGUCCUGAGGUCUUAAUGGGCACCGCUCAUUAUCAGCAGGCGUAGCGCACCGAAUACCUGCUGCCAUGCGGAAAAAUAGACCCGAAAGACUCCAGUGUCAUUAACUAACGACACAAGCGUUCAGUCUCUAACAUUUUCAGCAGACAUUCUGGGCAUGGAACGGUCUCGGUGGUCAUCUGCGUGUCCAAUGCAAUGUGAAUGCACUCAACCCAGCUCUCAUCUCACUACCGUCACCACCAGCAGAAGCUGUCCUUACUUUUUCAGAAAGGUCCUGACGACACUCGAAACUGAUAAGACUACGAUGUAGGACACUCCACGAUCUAUUUCUAUGAAUCCUUUAUUCUCGAUAGGAUAUUCCCGAAGAGGACAUUCACAUCAUACUCAACAGCUGACAUUGUUGUAUCCUGACAUUCGGAGAGCUUUUUCCUCCCUUCUAUCGGUUCUACUUAAUAAGCGGGUUUGAACACUCAUAGUCAGUCAGAUCUCUGAAGAACGGACGUAAUCAUAAGCACCGGUUCUUCUUUUGGUUAUGUUCCCUCUUUUGCGGCUGUCGAAUUUCAUAAGAGCAUCACGCGACUGUUAGUCGAUUUGUCAACAGCCCAUUAUAGAUUUAUUGCACUGUCUGCUGAAUCGGAGGAGCUUGUGCUGAAAUGAACACAUGAUCCCAAACUUCGGCACGACCGACGCCUAUAAAGCUUCCCACUUCAGCGUUGCUUGUGCAAACUGCAAACAAUGGAGACCAGUUGCGUUCGAGAGUGUGAAACUAUGUUUAGUGAUACGGUCAAUAUGCUGUUCGCCGUUGAGCAGACAUUCGUAGGAUUUUCGGCCUUCUGCAAGAGCCAGAAUACCGCCUUCGACGGUUUCGCCAACUACUUCCACGUCUGCAGCAUUUGGACCCGAGAAGCCAAAGGAAAGCUGAUUGAUCGUCUGACAACCUGCGGAGGCAGACUUCGCCUGACCGAGAUGAAACCCAUGUACCAGUUCCCCCUGCCGGAGGACACCUCCAUCACCACGCUCCUGCAGAUGUCGCUGGACAUGGAACGCUGUGUCGAACAGCAGUUCAAGAGUCUUCUUAAAUUUGCGAACGAACGUGAAACCAUUCCGGUGCAGGAAUUUGCUCGUGAAAUGCUGGUUGGACAUGCUGAUUGUAUUGCUCACCUUGUUCGUCACCUGGAGAGCACAAAGUCCAGUGAAUCGGUCUACCUCUAUGACCGAAUGACAAUGCAACCCCUGGUCGAUAAGUAUGAACGUCACCAAGGGUCUCACGACUUCCACUAUUAGCAUUGUACCAGAUGUCCUGUGGAUGCGAUAGAAGAGAUUCCAUGUUAACUUCCUUUUUGCUUCUCAGAAGGGUGAUGCAUUCUAGCUUCACUUUGAAACAAGAUGACUCAAAAAGUGUUUUCACAUUCAUAUUUCGGGCAUUUCGGGAAGGAUGUUUUGCCACAAACUGUGAUCGCAUAAACAUAAGUCUGGUUGAAUGUAAGUAAGAAAGCUAUUUCAAGGGUGUUAUGAGUUUUGAAGGACCAUAAUCAUGAUUUUUAAGAUGAUGAACGAGAUAGAGAACAAUGAAGGGACAGUGAUCAGAGCUUUGCUCUUAAGAACGGUUUGAGUAGCCGUUAGUGGACCAAAAAGGCCAUUUUCUAACCAGCCCCGAAUGAAGAAAACGAGAAUAGCCGAAUAAAAGUCCGGUAGGAUACUUUUAAUACGGUAGCAGUCAUAAAUAUUUCAUCAAAAAUGAAGUGAAGACCCACAAGGGAAAUAAGGUGAGUGAAACGUGUAUUUAAGCAAACAAAAAAUAGAUGAGAGGUGUUCCUAAAACAAGGUACAGCAAUAUUGUCAUUUCUGGCUUACUUGUCAGGACCAACCAGCGAUAGCCAAAUCCCAUGCCAGCACAUUUAAGUUCAAUACCGGCUCACCUUCUCUCGAUCGAAAUCGAGAAUAUCGCAAGUCACAUGAGAAUGGCGUACCCCGAUCAAUCUGAACUACAAUCCGUAGACUGAGAGUUCCAACGCAAAGAGAGCGUCACGCUGAGACCUGUCUCGACACAGACCAUCCAUAAAUGGUGGUAGUUACCAGCCCCCUUCCCUACCCCCCUCCCCCCGUGUUCGGUCUUCGUCACCAGCUAGGAAUGGUUUUCUCGGUCUACCCACAUCUGCUGCAGGUCAGGUCAGGCAUGAUCCACAACCACACUAAAUGAAAGUUCGACAGUCUCGGGAGACGAUGUCCACUAUUGUUUCGCUAGGUGGGAGCGGCCGCGACUUGCGCAUUGGUUUUUACUGAAGCCAAUUGGCGCUACUUCCACCCCGCUCUAUCUUUCCACACUCACUGCGUUCCCAGGACAUGAAAAAGUCAAGACGAUCGAAGGUGGGCGCAUUUUAUACACGUGAAACAAAAACACAAAGAAGGGUUUUUAUCAUUUCGUGCGUCCGGUAUUCACGUGUUUAAUUAUCCACUCUUGUGAAAUGAUAUGUAAAUUUUGAAAGAAACGUGUACUUAAAUCGUCUUAAUUUUAGUGUUUCAGAAGCUACUGUACUCUUGUGAAUCAGCAAAUGAAAAAGCCGACUCUUUUGUAAUUUGUAAGUUUCCAGCCUAUGCCCUCUUACAUGAGUUUCCACUGGGCAUGGCUGUGAAUUCUGGUUUUUCAUUCAAAAAGUAAGGAGCACAUCAUGUAGAACCGGUUGGAACGGUUGAAUGAACAUUUGCGUGCAGUUCAUAUUUCCUUGAUGCCUUGACCAUCAAUUGACCCGUAAUAACAUUAUCAUCGGGCCAGGGUAGCUGGCCUAUGGUUUUAACAAGACCACAGGUUUUAUAGUCUGACUUACAUCGUUAAACUAGGUACAAAGCCCAAAAUAUGCCAAAUACACUUAUUCGCAUUUCGACUAGCGCGAAUUCCAACGGGUAAUUUUUGCCUCAGCAAUAUAUUAAAAAGCAAUUUGGUCUCGUUCCCACUCAUCCACGUUCCUUAGGCGGAUUGGCACGGCUACACAGAUUAUGCUAUUUUCAGUGCACGCCGUCAGUUGAUAGAGUCAGUCGAGAGAUGUCCAGGGAAUAUUUCGAUCGACGCCAGUGUUUCUAUUUCAACCCUAUUGCUUGUGCGUCCAAGCGAGACGAAUGACCCUAACUUUUAGCCUGUUAAAAAAAUAGCUAAUGAAAUAGUUGCUGUUAGUGUUCGGUCAUGACGCAAACGCUCGCCUCGCCCGGACACGGGCCUGUUUGUACGCCUACUUUGCGUCUACUGGCUGGGCGUGUUGCCCCGCUCCCUUCGCCUUUGGCAAGCGCGCGGCUGUCCUACCAAAUCUGACCUGUCUAGCGCUCCUACCAUUCCGUGAAUGCGUAGGCGGACACGAUGGAUGCGAACAACCCAGGUCAUCGCUCCAUACAUCCCUGAAAGCUGACGCAGGUUACACCGAAGCGCGGCAGGAGAAAGCAUUUGGCUCGCUUGAAUAUCCAACAGCUGAGUGCUUUCGAAAGCCCACUGGAUCUGGGUAAGGUAACGCCCAAAAUUUAACUUGCCCACUUUUUUUCCGGCCUUACAUUACCACAGCCUUGAAAAUUGUUUUGUACAAACAGGUCACACAGUAGAAGUUGUCUCACACCUUCAUUUGAAGUCCGAUCGAUCGUUUUGAAGUUGAUCGAUAGUCCAACGCCCUGUUUGUCGCUGACGAGUAUAUUAUCAUUUAAUAGCCUUGACGGCGGGCGGACAGUUAAGGAAUCAGCUGUUGACGUAAGGACUUGUGUGCCAAUUUUGUAAAUUCUUUUUAUUUUAAUUUUUAGCAUAUUGUGUGGGAACAGGUUGUUGGCCACACACGUACACUUCCAAACAGAGCACUUCUCCCAAUGUACGUCGAAGUUUCAGUGGCAGUAAAUUACAUACUUUCUCACCUCUACACAAAGUUGCCUCGGCGUCGAGUAGAUAAUUUCGGUGAGGAGCUAGAAAGGGGUCUCUUCCGAAAACUACAACCACACUGGUUUACCGAAGCUCCUGCUCAGGAAGCCUCGCAGAGAUGUCUUCACACUUGCGGUCCACAGGCCGACUUUCUGCUGGCUGAGGCUGCUGCUGCUAGUGGUCUGGAUUGGAGUGAAAUUCAAGCAUGUCUUCCAACCGGGCUGGUUAUUUCCAUUGAUCCGGGUUAUGUGGCUUGUCAGUUUGGCUCUAUACCACCAAGCGACUGCUCUUCAAUGCUAAACUCGACCAAUGCCUGGGUAGCUGGUGGCUUCAACUCAACUAGCUUAUCUUCUUCGGGAUGUUCAUCGGCAUCUUCCAUAUCUUCCAAUGCUUCCUCAGGGUCCUGGCCAAAGACGAAGUACCAAGUGCUUUAUUCAGUGUCCUCCAGAAGCAACGGCAAUUUGGCAGUACCAAACAGUGAAAAGAUGUCGGAGAUUCCUCCACCGGAGAUUAAGAAGGUUUCUGAUGAUUCGGAACCGCAUUUGGCCACUGAGGCCGCUCUCAGCGUUCUUACAGAGCCCGACGAAAUCGUGAACGGCACCAACACGCAAAGUCAACAAAGUCAUGGUUACGAUUUCGCCCUAAGGGAUCAUAAUCAACCAAUUACUAAUACUCAGAAGGCCGCUAAUGAUGUUAACCAAAUUUUUAAUGCGGCUCUUGGUGAUAGUGCCUCCUCGAACAACAACUCCGAGUCGGAAGUCAAGCCGUAUAUACAAAAUGCUGCUCCGAGGGGUUCAGAGACUAAUGACAGUGGUGUGAGUAAUGGCGCAGUCAACCCAUUCGUAUCUGCCGAUGCGACGGGCGAUGGAACGUUCUUUGAUUCGUUCGCCUCGGAAGCACAGAGUAAAUCUGUAACAUCCGAGGUCGAGCCAUCUUUCCCAUUUAAUUUUCCAGUGAAACAAACUCGAAUGUUGCUGAACAUGGCAAAUCCUCUUGACGGAAAUGGAGAACCCGAAUUUACACCCUUUGACUAUCAACAAGGACCGCAUAUGCCAACUUUCAACACCGCCCAAAACUUUAUCCAGAAAUCUACUUCCACACCAAGUUUUACGGCGGCUACCUUCGCACAAACGAAAUUCGGGUCGACAAAGCUAAAAAGUCAGAGCAAGAGACCCCAUCGUCUUGUUUCGCCCUGUGACUUGCAAGCUUCAACUUACUCUUCCCAAUUUGUUGAGGCUAUCGGACAAACACCAGUCACAGCGGGACAAGUAAGUUAACACUGUUCCCUCUACCUUUUUAGUUUUUUGACAAUCGGCAUUUCUGCUACCUCCAAGCCAGAAUUAUUUAAAAGCCAUCUAUCUUAACAGAUAAUGCGUAACAAGUCCAUGAUUGCAAAUGGGAAGAGUGGAUCGAUGAAACAAAACUUUGUUCGCUAGACGUUUCAGACUCGCAUCUGUACCAAUAAUAAAAAAAGAGAAAGAGAGAGAGAGAGAGAGUAAAGACUUCACCAAUCCCUGUUCGUACAGAAUACGACAGGACGCGGGAACGGGACCUCCUAGUCCAGGGAUUUUGCGUCAAUUUACGGGGAGAUUUGGGUUAGUGUUAAGGUCAGGUUUAGAGUUGAGCUUAGGAUGAGGGCUGAGUUUAGGGCUAGAACAUAGAUCGAGAUUAGAGUUAGGUUUGGGGUUAGGGCUAAGGUUUGAGCUAGGGUUAGCGUUAGGACCCAAGCACAAGGUCACCUGUAUUGCUGGGUUGGAGUUUCCAUUCCUGUCUCUGGCCUAUUAAAAAUCAUGUUAUUAAUGAAAAUCUGUGAAAUUUGCCAAAUGUAAGAAACAUCUGAAGAAAACGCCUAGGAAGAGUAAGUGGUCAGAACUAACAACAUUAGCAAAAUCGACUGCCCAGGUCAGCGCUGAACUGUGCUGUUUUCAUGGCAUAGUUAAACUGUUACAUGUUGGUAGCUGUUUGAAAUUAUUGUCGAUUUCUGAGAAAAUAAGCCAUCUUAAACCGAAAUUAACGCAACCACACGAUAGGUUCAACCAGUUAUAGUUUUACAGACAGCACCUUUUUUAUGUGUGAUUAGCUGGUGCCUCGCAAGUAACACGAAAAUUCUUUGUCGUGAGUGCAAGCGGUGUUUGCUUAUAUGAGGCGAAUCCGUCAUCCUGUUAAGGUCACACAUGAGCCUGAUUUCGGUAGGCUUAUUUAGGUAUGCACGUGCAGACUACAUCCUUUGCUUCGUAUUCACUUUCCAAAAAUCCCCUUUUCCUGUUAGGUCAGAGCGUAGGGUAGGAAAGCGGUUGAUCGGCUUUUUUCUGAGUUUAGAUAGGCUGAAGAAUAGUACUCAGUCAAAGUAAUAUUCCCUAUCUUUUCUAACUCCCUAUCCCUGUUUUCUAAUUCCUGUUAAUCUUCGGUAAUCACUUCACUGGGAUUGCACAGCACGCUAAAAACACGAACGCAGUUCCUUAUUUUAAUCAUGAGGAUGUGAUACAAAGUAGAGAUCCAUCAGUCGAGUUUUUGAGGAGACGCGAGGUGGGCCGAGGGCGGGUCGAGACAUUCACUACCGGAGAUGACUUAAGACUGGGGGGAUCUAAUUUGAAAAAGUCAACUCCCUUUCAAAAUGAUCAAUAAAAGAGUCAGAAGCUUGCUAACUCUGAACCACCUUGCUUUCUAGCCACGAUUUCAUUUCGUAUUCUUGCGCGUGAAAAUCGGCUGUCCGAAGUCGAACGAUCGUCUGUUUGCGUUUUGCAAGGCGAUAACGAACCUCCUGGAGGAAGGACGACGUCCUCCUCCAGCGAACAAUAUCAGCAGUCCUUAGGCAAGAUCUUGAACGAUUUCGUCUUAGGAAACUACCAAUAAGUUAUAGCACGGAAAGUUACCGACUUUCACUGCUAUCUGUCUCACGGGGCGGAGACUUCAAUCUGUAUCAUAUUCUUCUCAGCUAAACCGUAUACCCAUGCACGGUAUCCAUCAGUCGACGGAGUUGAACCGUGGAACAGAUAAACUGACCACAGGUUGUUUAAACGCAUAGUAAUUUCGGAUGUCAACCCCUAACCUUGGUGUUGGAUUGGUGCAUCGCUUCCAUUCGCCUACAAAUUUUGGUGGGGAUCUUAGGUCUUUUGUCCGCGUCCACAGUAACAGCUUCCUACGUUAGCUGCCAUGACCUUUGAGACAUCAGAUCAGUCGGUCUAGACAAGUCUUUUUCAUCUUUUUGUUUCGAAGAGAAGUUCUGGCUACCAUUUUGUUUUACCUAGGAUUGGCCUUUUAUAUUGAGGGAUAAUGAUCUUAACUGAGUGUCCCCAGGUGAAGUGCAUGGGGGACGGUUUUUACGCACAUGUGCAAAACGACAUUUACAGGGAACCUGGAUUCUCUGCGUCAGCCGCAAGUUACGGAACUCCGCAGGAUCCUCCUGAUGUGCAACCUACAAUUGCCCUCACCUAACACAAUGAUGGACUUUUUGUGCGGAAGGCAACUAGAAAAUUUUUAGGUCGUCAUUUUGGAGGUUUAAGUUGUGUCUGCUAAAAUUUACCAUGAUAGUCUCAGGAUUCUGAGUUGCGGAUGGGUUAUGCUGCAUCAACCUCCGACUUUCCGAAGCCAUAUCCCCUUAGUUCACUUUGAUUUGAAAUUCUGGUACCUAAGGAUAAAAUUUAGUAGUGUGGGUAAAGCAUGCUGCCUAUAAUCUUUACUCUGAAUCCAUAUUCUUUCACCCGAAUUGACGAUGCGCCUGACUUGAUGAACUGUUUGAUUGGCGGGCAUAUCCAAUCAAUGGCGAUAGGAGCUAGCUCUCGUACAGCAAAAUAAGGCGUUGGUGCUCCUGUUUGGUGUUUCGAGUCUCUGCAAGUAAAGUAUAAAACUAGCACUAAGGGUGUAUUCGAUGACUUUCUCGCAGGAAAACUAUACAGCUUUUAAAACCGCCCUCUUCGAGACUCAGACGUUAUUUGUAAAACUUUCGAAAGCUUCGCUGGCAUUUGUGGAAGUUUUUCCCCAGGCCUGACCGUGGUUGACAUCCUUUUUCCGAAUGGGAGCGAAAUGCGAGUUCCUGGUCCUCGUCUUAUAAAGAAGAACAAGAUGAUAAGUCGGACAUUGGGACUAUUAUUUGCUUUGUCUGAGUCACCGAAACUCUUGCUCGAGCCAAUGCUCGGCAACAAAAAAUGAGCUGCACUUAUAUCGCCGCACGGUUCGCCAGCCGCAUAUCUCCUUGACCGAAGAGUGGUGGCACCAACUAGCAUUAGGAUCCUCUCACGGGGAAUAGGAGACGCGGAUCUACACGUCGCUUUAUACAAUUUUGAUUCGGGAACCCAAUGUCUCAAGUUGUUGUCCUCACCCUGGAUGCAAACACCCAGUCAAACUUCGCCCAUGUAGAGGCGAUGGCGAGGACCGUUACCGAAAGCGUCUGGAGUCUAGACCUCGGGAUGCAACUGGAUAAUUUUAGUAUACCAGUCUGCCUUCAGCCUAUCAUGCGUUGCGACUUUUCUACCGGAUGUUAGGGGUUAUUAUCGACCAAGGACACACAACAAACCACUUGUUAUUACUUUGUGGUUUUGCAGACUGAGCUCUCACAGAGGUCCGGAAGCCCAGGUGCACAAAAGGAAAUGUCCGUCAUUCAAGUUGUGUCAGUUAUUCAAUUAUGUUCGCCUUGCGACAUGAGCAGAUUGGAAAUUAUGUAAAAGUUACACCACAGAUGCAUCCUAUUUGAUAUUAUUCACAGCCGCUUCAAAGACCAUAAAAGUUAGGGAGUGAAUAUAGCUCAUUCUUGCAUUUUCACUUUUCGAUGUGCCACACACUAAGGGGAGGUCAGUUAAACUAGCCAGUGCUGUUACCAAUCAAGCAUACUUGCCAUUAUAUCAUGAAAAUGUUCUGGCCACUCAGAAGUUUUGCUUCGCAAGAAUGGAGUCAAAAUCGAGUCUGCCAGGUCCUGAAUCGACAUACUGCCAGCGAUACUAAGAAUCGGAUUGGUCUGUAUAGUUUAUUCAUAUAGGAAUUGUCAUUUCCGACUAAGAUAUUGUUGUUUCAGCUGAAGCCAACAGAAUACUUUGGUUCUUGCAUGCAGGCACCCAAACUUUUCAAUGUUACUUAGGAUUUUUAAAGUUUCUGUUGUCGCAUCUAUCUUCUAAAGUUGAGACACGUCACCUAUUUACCACCUAGUUAAACGAACGUGCAGCUUGUCUCAAUGAUUUGCGUCGCGCCGGAGGACUGUAUGCUGGCGUGCCUAACUUGAUCCAAGAGGCUACUCGAACUUACUUUGGAAACUUUCCAACCCAACUGGAACGACCUCACGAUGUCUCUGCGGCUGCGGGUGUAGCUGGAGGAUUCUCCAGUUUCUUCGAAGCCAAGCAUUUCAACGGCUGCAGCAACGCCACCGUCACUACCACAAACAGUGGCAACAUCGGCGGCCGUUCUGGUAUGGUACCAAACAACGCACUAUGGUCCCAGUUUGAGAAGAUUCGCAACGAAUUUCAACUCAAGAAUAGUCAGUUUGUGGAUACCAACCCCUCUGAGGCGGUUUUGACGAACUUUCGUUCUAAUUGUGCCAACUUGCCGGGAACAUACUCACCCACUUUCAAUGAAAACAACAGUACGAUCAAUUCCCUGACCAAAUGUUUAGCCUCUUCUGGCAGGAAGGAUGCGAAACUCGUGUUUACUGCAACAGAGGGCUUUGCUUUAGGCAAUGGUGGUCAACUCUCAGGAUUCCAGGCUCCUGACAGCAUGGAAAGAUCAGCAGCAGCAUCCGGUGCGGAUGCAUAUUUAAGUCUCAGGAAUCAGCCACAGACUGGAGCAAAAGUGAACGGGUCAUCAAUGGAUUCUGCCCUGAAUAAUUCAAAAACAGUGGCCUCCAACCUCUAUGCAGAUGAGAGUGUAAACCCUGAUCUUCAAGACUUAUGGAACUCUCAAAAACUGGGUGGAUUUUGCUGGCCGCAUGAGAAACCGUCACCAAUGUUGGAGGCUUCUUCUUUGGGGCAAGUUCUUAGUGGUCUAAAUAUAUCUGAGCGUUGAACCUUCACAGCGACCCACUCCUUUAGUCCUACAGGAGGUCAUUCAGUCGAACUUCUUUAAGUAUAUCAACAUUCCAGGCGUAAUUUUUAGGUUUCUUUUUCGCAAGGUUCUUUAUGAUAACUUUGGUACUGACCCUAAUGUAUGCGCUGAUUUCCUCACAAUAAUUUGUCUGUUACGCAAAACUUUACGGCACUCGUCGUUGUCAUCCCCCACUCCUCCUCCCCCUCCUCUCCUUUCACUCUUCUUUCCCCUCCCCUUGCGUUUCUUCUCCCUCAUCUUUCUCUUCCUGCUGCUCUUCUUCUUCUUCCUCCUCCUCCUCCUCCUCCUCCUCCUCGCCACCGUCUCCUUUUCUUCCCAACCUUCCUCUCGACUGACGUUUGACACCUCUUUUAUACAACCUUGCCGACUUCCAAUUUCACACAUUGAACAAACAAACAAACAUCAAACAGCUACCGUUGGUUGGGCUGAAUAUUGGAAGCCCAUGCCUUUUUGCAACGUAUGUUCGCCUCGAAGAUAACUAGGCGGAAAAAGAGGAGGUUUUACACGCACAUUUUCACCACCCAUCGCGUCUCCACCUUCCCCGUCCUAAUGCAUACACCACCGAAUUUGGUGCUGCCACCACCGCCCGUACACGAAUCUAUGUCUUUCCAGAGGUUUCGCUUUCCCAGCUGGGGUGCGAAUUUCACUGCCGCCACUACCAUUGCAACCGCAACGCGUGAUUUUUCCCCAAGAUUUUCAACUUCUCGAUCCAGAACUCAUGGUUCUUGCUUUUGAAAAAAGGGACAAACUAUUAGCGGGACAACUUUUACCACUAGUACCAAUAUCAAAACACGGACGCCAAGAAGUUCCGUCUUUGUUGUUUGAACCCAGCAACCACUGACAUCGUCAUCGCACAAGUAGCCGCCUAGGCACCCCUUCGCUGUAACCUUCUCAAGUCCUCAUUGAGUGUUCAGUCUUUCUUAUUUUUUUAAUCCGAUGUCUCUUGAUUUGUACAACCCUACUUAAUACACGAAUUCGCUGAUAUCCUUAUGCAUAAUUUUCUAGUCCCGACCCCUCUACGUUGCCGUCCCCUCUAUGUACGUCAUGGGAUUCUCUUCGCUUCCGUUCAUUCAUCCCUUCACUCUUUCUUUCUCUCUCUCUCUCUGUCGCCUUUACAUGUUUUUUGAUCCGUCUACUCCCGAAUGUCUAGAGGUGUUAGUUCAUUCCAGUCUUAAGAGCUACUGAAUAUACUGACAUCCUGCUGGCUUCCUAAUGCAAGGAAUAUGUGUGGCGAUGGAUCACCUUUCAUUCGUCCUACUCAUGCUCACCACCUUUCGCCCUACAGUAGAGGGAAUCUCUUGAACAUCUGCGCCUGGCUUUUAUUGUCUCAUUACGUGGAGGUCAGUCCUUGAGUCUACACCACAAGAACUGUCUCUGUCCUCCGCGUGUACUUCCAUACGGUAACACACAAGGCUCUAUCUGUUCUAUGUAUAACAGGCGGCCCGUCGAGCACUUAACAUUUCGACUCCCGAAUGCAGUGCAACGACGAAUGCCACCUUUUGCAGCUAUUUAUAUAGCUUUUCAGUAAAGGCAGACUUAAUUUUUACCUGAGCUUGAGUACUUUUUCAUGUUUAUAAUUAAUGUAUCAUAUACAAAUAUAAUAUACCAUAAUUUAGUAACUUGGCCCCCUUCUCUCUGCUUUCAUCCUUUCGAAAAGUCUGAAGAAAGUUUCGGUUUAGUCAGGAUAUGACGCCAAGCGGGAUGCUGUCGGCUAGAUUGCUAAAGUCCGCGUGAAUUUACAGGAAGGAUCCCAUGAAUAUUCGCAGCGAACUGAAUGCAUCGACAAAAUACAGGGAGGUAUUAUUAUGUGCCGGCGUUAAGGUUAUAUUGAUUUUUACUAAUAAAGAUAGCAACAAAUAGUUCAACCAGUCCCGUACUCCAGGUUGACCGAAUUUCAAACGAUCAAUAUCAUGUGUGACCUGUCGGUGGAAAACUCUCUGAACAGUUGCCGAUCCAUGCUAUACCUCAUAGACCGCAAACUUGAAGAAGUUCCGAGGGUGCAUCUUUAAUACACUCAUUCAUGUCCUCAGUUUACCCUUUUCAUAUAGUCGCCAGGGUAGAAUAUAACGAAAUAAGGGUUCAGAUAACGUUUCUUUCGCAAUUUUGCGGCACGUGGGCGAGUCCUUUGAGUUGUCAGGUAGAGAGACCACAAAUCAUAGGUUUUUUAUCUGACCAACGGCAUAUUCGUCCUUUGGACACGCGAUUGGGGAGUUUGGCUUACAAAGGGGAGCGUAGUUCCAAGAAAAAUAACGCUUCUAGGCGUCAGGCACCUUCUGAGCACAUAGCGUGUCUCACCUACAUAAGGCUGUCUUGGUGGAGGUCAUGUGUGUUUCAGCUUUCUAAUCUCCCCAGAAUGCUUUAAAGUGGACUUUUCCAGGCUCGGACCGCAGGCGCGCCAUGCAGCGGCAGAUACUCGGCGAAACGCCUACCUAGACAUUUGACUGGUACCUCUGCCUUGUAUGCUUUCAUUCUGUUUUGCUGACUGCAUGCCGGUUCUAGAGGGGCCACGUGACACUGUCUUACUCAAUACUUAUUUACAUCCUUAUCCUUAUGCAUAGUAAAAAUGUUAGUCUAGAUUAACAAAAUCAGUCCUUGAGUUGAAGAAAUUUCCGCUUACAAUGAGCAGCCUGAUGACGGUUCGAACGCCGCAAACGACUACGUUCACCGUGUGGAUGCAGCACCGGUGACUUGCUUGCGAGCUAGUUUAUGGUGGUAGCAGACUUGCGCAGCAUCUGUCACACUCUCUCCUAUUUGCCCACUUGGAUCCGGUGACAAGACGGCGUCAGGAUCGUCGGAGACGGACUCGGUCCAGUGGCUGGCAUUGCUAGACAGCCUGUCGACGCGUGCCACAAGCGACCUGAUUCCCGCCACGUAUAGCAGGCGUUCACAGGGACGGCUCUGAGUGUGAGGGUGCUGUGUAGGUCACAUUAAGGGGGAGCCAUUGAGACUGAUUUCUGGUCCUCAGGUCCGUCCCACCCAUAAAUACACGGUACGGACCGCAAAGUCCGAGUCAUGCCGAUAGUUAAAAGUUGUCCAAACCAUGACUUUUAGCACGGUAAGAUAGAUUCGAACGCACCAGAUUUAUUAUAACGGGAAAUGCGCCGGCGUGUCAUGGGGAUAGAUUCACCAAUGUCGAUUACACCACAUCUUUCCUAGCCCCAUGAACCAGUCGACUGUCAGAGCCUGUCAGCUAGUUGAUGAUGGGAUUGGGUGCAGUAACUGACAGAGUUAGGCAGUCUGUCUACGCGUGUCACAUGCGACCUGGUUUCCACUUCAUUUACCGGAGUAGACCAAGAACAGGUCUCCCAUGUACGUGCGGUGUGCAUGUUCCGGCAUACGUCGUAACAUCCGUCAUACCGACGAUGGUGAGUCGGUUCACACGCCGCUGGUGAGAGUUUGGGUGUUACGAGUGCAGCGCGUGAUGUGGCACAGGUUUACAUGGGGUCUGGUAGGUUGGGAUGUGAUAGCAGGAUUUGAACUUCAGGUGUUGACGCAGAUUAUCACUGGAGCGCAUGUGGGCGAGUAGGUUCAUGAGAGGACUGGAUGUUAUUGGGCAGUGUGGGCAGGUGAGGCGAUUGCAACGAAUGUCUGUUGGGGCCUCUGACACUGAUUCACCGGUUAACACUGCGACUGGUUCGCAAGUGAUCGACCAAGCCGAUGCGUGUCGUAAAUGUGCGGUGUCAGCAAAGACAGGACGGAGUUAUGGUUGUAUGUUAUUACCGACAAAGACAUGGGAGACUCACGAAUGGAAGAGAAUAAGCGCAUCCCAGGUUCAGGUUUAAAAGAAGACGAAGGCAGGAGCACUGGGACAGUAGUUUUAUUGGCCUGAGCUUUCGAACUCGAACUGGAGUUCAUUAGCAGAGACUGCUAGGUGGCGCAGCUCAUAUCGUCGCGAAGUAUAAACGGCGUCACCACGCCGGGGGACCAUCGUGUAACAGGCGGCACAAACCAGACCUAGCCACGGACGUAGCCCCCCCCCCCCCUCCCCUGCAUGGAAUUACGACAUAAAUGUUCACAUGUUGCUGCACUCUAGCAGUCUCCGAUGAUGAAUUCCAGUUCGAGUUCGAAACUCCGGCCAAUAAAACUACUGUCCCAGUGAUCGUGACUUCGCCUUCUUUUAAGCAAGGGAGACAGGAAUGGCCAUUAUGGUUAUUGAGUCAGUUGUGGUGCCAACGCUGGUGAUGGUGCCGUUGGUAUGCUGAUGAUGGAGGAGGCUUCGGGUGUGGGUAGUGGGUUUGUCAAGUUGACAUCGCGACGAAUUCCUCUGUCGUGGACGCGCAUGUGGAGGAAAAAACUCAUGCGGUGCGUGAAUGCCCUGGGCAUUUUCAGCUGGUUAGGCGCGUGCGACAGAUGUAUAUCGCGUCCCCAUGCGCUGGCCCGCCACUCCCAUUGUGAUGACUGCGCAAGUGACCGACCAGGCUAAUAAGUGAUGUGAAAUUGUUAUCGCAAUGGAGACGGGUUGGGAUUUAACGAACAUUACUGAUAGAGGGGACGUUGGUGGUUGUGGUUGACAGGACGUCGGAAGUGUUCUCGCCGGCUCUAUGGAUGCUGAUGGUCAUAGCUGUCGUGGGGAUUGGGAUAAUUGUGAUGGGCGCGUUUUUUGAGACGGGAGGAAAAAUUAUUAUAUGGAUAUUUCAUUGGGUUCGACGAUGUCCGACGAGGCCUAUUCGUGUGCAUAAUGUCAGUUGACUAUGUGGACCUAGUGAAAGGGCCUGGAGAUUUGAGUUGCUGGUCUUUGACUUCGGAGACCUGCACGCCGCUCUGUCUACCAUAGCAACGGACAUCUGAUUGGCUUCGAAGAUGGUCGCCGCAGUCUUUGCGGUUUUACCCCAGGUCUACUUAUCAUGAGCGAGAUUCAUCCAAGUCCCCGGACUGAGUUACAGAUGUUUGAGGAGAGUCUCUAGGGUGUACUUGUGACGGCCUUUUCGGCCUUCUUGUCGACAAGCACCCUUAACGACGUCGUUGAAUCAGGCAGAUACCUUCAAUUCCUUAACCCCACGCAGUCAUCAUUGCUCUGGAAAAAUUCUUCCUGAACACCAGCUGAAUACGCGCCAGUCUGCGGCAGCAUUCUGCAUGUACGCGAAAGAGCUUGUCAGCACCUUGAUCUCAUUAGAAUAGUCAUGAUCUAUAAUGCACGGAACAGAACUUAUUCCGACGCAAACAGGUUUCACGACGCUGUUUAACCGUUAUUACAAAAGAAAGUAGCUUCGGCGGACGACGGGAACGUCAAUGAAUUCACUGUUUCAACCACCGGAGGCUUGGUCCUGAUUCUCUUAUAGUGGACUCGAACCAAAUUGUAAAUCGAUGGCAUUUUAUACUGCCGUACGAGGGACUUCGAAGGGAUCUGGAGUGGGGUGAAGUAGGAUGCUGCCACAAGAUCCAAGGUUGUCAAACAGCAUUUCGUGAUUUCUGCGGAAAGCCGGUCCUUGCGAAGGGCUUUGUUGUUCCGUAAUUACAUCAAGGCACAAAGGCAACGAGCGGCAGGCCACAUUCAUAAUUAUGCUCGGUUUUCGGAGCAUCCUCAAAAUGACCAGCAGUUGAGAUCUCUAAGCCCAUCACUCUUAGGAUUUAAGCGGAAUAAUCCUCCUGCCCGAGAAGUAUUUUAUCGCAUGUGGACAAGUAUCUAUUGCCCAAGUAGACGAAUCUCCAGGUUGGCUUGUCGUAAGGAUUUGAUAGAGUAAUUUUGAAUGACCGUUUGAUUAAAUGCAUUCACUGUCUUAGUUGCAGUCGUGCGCUGUUGAAGAUAUUACCUUCUGCCAUAGGCGUCGGGGUCCGGGGUUACCUUAAAGACGAGCAACUCAGAUUACCAGGUCAGUAGGUCAGCCGAUUAGUUAUUCGAUCUUGUCAGAGAUGCCUGCUCCGACCUAGACCCCAAUGUUAAGUUCUUUGGAAAGUGUGCUUCAGUUCGAGCCCAUUAUUUUCGACUGAAGACGACUCAGGCUUAGCCAUCGUCUGCGACAGUGUAGCACAGUGAUUUAGGAUAUGUAAACUGAAGCCCGUGGUAGUGACUAGACGCUUAAAACGGUACAUUCCAUGCUUCUUUGCGGUUUUCUCCUUUUUAAGAACACAAAGUACGCAUCGUAGUCAAGUCCUCUCGAAAGCAGAAUUACAGAAUUUCUCGCUGCGGAUUACGGCAACCCACGCGCAGCAUAGGAGCAGUACCAGAAGCGGACAAUUGGUACAGCCAUGCAAUAUAGUUCCAUUAAGAUUAAAAUUUGCCCAUCAUGCCCAAAAAGGCCUCUCAUUAUGCAAUGGCUUAAAAUUUGCCUAAUAAAAACAUCACACUUUUCCACUCUGUCAUUAAGAUAUCCCGCAAAACGAUGUGACAUACUAAGACGAUCCCGAAAACCGUCUGCGACUCGCUGUAUUAAACGUAAAGGCGCACAUCCUGAUAGCUGUACUUUUGACGACGGUACCAAAUGCAUUUCCCACUAAAACCGGUUGUCAGACCACCCGAGUGUCUAAUCCGUUUGCGGCUAAAUUUAACCAGGACUGCUAUAGGGUUCAUAACCCUUGACGCGCCUGAAAGCCAGCAGCUUGGCUAACAACCCGAUUGCAGAUCAAGAUACGAACUAUUCUGCUGUUCAUUGGGGCUCUGGUCGCACAGAUGGGUGACACUGCUUAUUCCCAUCCACAGCUGACAACUUGGAACCCGUAGUUCGAGUGUUAAAAGCGUUUGAAUUGACUUAAUGAAUCUGGAUCUAAACCCCGAUGGGUCAGUAGCUGGGCUUUGGAUAUGCCCGUUUGGUAACGACAAAUAGGGGGCCUGUAUACUAACUUUUUGUUGCAGCCAGCUGCUGGUGUGGGACUCCGUUCAAACUACUGUCCUACGAGAUGGCGACUGUGCAUGCGCCUGAACACACUUAUAAAAGUGAUCUGACCCUAGAUGUGCGAUGUUUGCAAACUCUGGAGCAAGAAAGCAGUCAGCCACCCUCACUGGGGCACCAGUAGACUUGCCUUGAUUAAAGGUCAUUACGUUCAUCUUCCAUACGUAAAUGUGGAAUGGGCCAUAUUCCGCAAUGUUGUCACUGAGACUUGUCUUACUCACCUAAACCUUAACAGACGCAAAGGAAAAAACCGGAUGCUGAAAGACCACUGUUUCCUUGUUCUUGCUGAGGCGUCCGAUUCCAUUGACAGAAGUGCCGUCUAUGUAAUCAUAAAGAAGCCCGUGAGCCUAAUUAAAGCAUGCUGUAAACUCCCGAAAACGCGAGAGUAAUAUGAAGGAAGCGAGUGCUUCACUAUCGGUGGUGCUUUCACCUUUGACGUUGACUCUGCCGGCGACAUCGAUCCAAUUGGAAACCCCGUCAGGUAGGCGCAAUUUUCUUUGGAACAUAUACUCCUCAUCUCCUAAAAAUUCGGCCUGAAAUGAAGUACUGGACAUACAUCAGGAUGUAAAUCUCCAAAGUCACCUUCGCGCACGAAAAUCAGAAAUCUUUCGUUUCGAAUCAUUGAUACUAGUGACUUUGCGAAUCUCACCUAAAAAUCCCCCACCAAACACGCCCGGGGUGUUCCUGCGCUGUGCGCUUUCAUCCGCAUUCGUUGGGUCUACCGAGGUCUUGGACAACUUAAACAAAAUAAUUUACUUCUUUUUGAUAUCUGAUUUCACAAUAUUUGAAUAACAGGCCUCAAUAAACAGAAAGGUCAGAUUUCCAAACUUUGUUUAAGGAAUAAUGAACAUCUAAUCAUAUUGCACUCGUAGGAAAAACUUUAACCCUUGGACUUUUAGGGACUGAAGCUUCUGGUUUUAAGCGUGCAAAACGCGAAGGAUUAGGGCCUGAUUGAUGCCAAAACUGUUUUCUCAGUCCCUUCUGUCCUUUUGACACUUCUCUGCUUACAUUAGUCGUCCCUAUGCAACUGUCUGUGAUGGAUCUACAACGAGCUCCAGGCUCUCGUAGCCUAGUCGGUGAACGACUCGUACACUACAAUAUAUAAAGUAGAUGGUCUAACUCAUGAAAUUUCGUGGUCGAAAUUUGAGUGAGAAGUGUGUCAUACAUUUGGUAUUGUUAUUUGCGUCCAUUGAAAUGAUUUGAGACAGAAAGCCAUUUACUGAAGCGGGGUUCACUUCAAGUCAGAUUUAUCAAAGGAAAACAGCCAGAUUUGGGCGAAAUCUGACCUUCCUUGAUAUUUGAAUAAUUCCCUACGCUAUGGAAAUCUGCAGAUCAAAACUCCAUGUUUAUAUACGUUGUGCUGUAGGCAAAGAUUACUAUAAACAGGAAAAGUACGAAACAAAUCCCUUCAGGAAGUGGGAAAUUUGAUUUUGCUUCCAUGAAAAUCAUGUGAGCGCGGGUAUGAACACUUGCAUUGGUUUCAAGAAAAAAGGGUGAAUUCAGCUUAUAAAAUUCUUUUUUGUAAAUUUAUGGCUUCUCAUGCCAAAGAAGUCAGUAAUAAAUUUUUUCGAUAGUGGUUUGUUUUACCACACCGAGAACUACCAGGCGUAAACGGAUGCAUAUUGAGUACGCGCGACAUGCUGUCACCAGGCGAUAAAGAUUUCCAGGCAGUGUCUUUCAACAGUCGACUACGAAAGCAUAUAUAGAAAUUGGCAGCGGAAGGGUCGUUGCGUGAGUCGUUAGCAUUUUCAAUAUUAGUGAAGUCACUCCGUAGUGAAUACUUAAUGAUAGAACCGUACCCAAAAAUAAGCAGGGUGGACCAAAACGGUCCACAAGCAAACAAUGAGACAAUUUUAUUCGUCGUACACUGAAGAAGUAUUACUAUAUGCCCACUUAGACCAUUCACAGGGAGCAUCUGCGGUGUUAUCUAUGAACAUAAGUAUGAAAAGGAUGCGAGAGUUUGAACUUCCGUCAGUAAGAAGAGGCUUUAAUGCAGCCAACGCUCUAACCAUCUGAGCUAAGAGGCCCCACUGAACGAAGCGAGUUUAAUCCCGCUUGGGUCAAGUUUACUCGCCCAACUUACUGCAACGUCUGGUACCCCCAAAUCUGAUACAGUAAGCCAAGUUCAUCAACAAAAGGCCAUGAUCAAGCAGUUUUUAAGUAGAAAACUUGUGAGAGAACGUUUUUACUUGUUAAGAACUAUAUUGACUACCGACCCUCAUUCUGGAAGAGCAUUUACUUUUGCGAUGAGGUCUUAUUUUUAUACAAGCCGAUGUAGUUGACCUAGAUGGUCAUAUGCGGAAAGAAUUUCCCAAAAGAGCAUGCUGCGCCGACUGGAUAGCGUAAUUUCACACGACAAUGUUCCUGUCCAUCGUUCUAAAGAAGUAUGUAUCUAAUAACACUUUCAACCAUCUAACGCCGUACCUACUGAGCCGCGGACUCGUUGUCAUGCCAGUUGCAAUUAGGUGUAUGCAAUGGUAGAUGGGCGCUCACCGGUCGCGUUACGGAACUCACUCGUCCCGUUGUGAUUUGGGACUCUUUCUCGAGCUCGGCCAGUAGCCGCAUAGCGGCGCGUAAUAUAUACAGAAUGACAUUACUAACAAAAGCAAAGAAGACUGGAAUGACCAUUUCUGGUUUAUUACCCUACCGCAACUGACAGGCCAACGAGCCAGUGGCCCAAUUAUUAGGACAUUGAAUUUCUAAUUAACAGGUCGCGGAAUCAAGCCCUAGGCGUUCACACCUCGGGAUUGGGUAUGAUUGGCUGUCGACGGCUAUUUAGCCAAAAAUGGUCAUUCCGAUCUCCCUUUUCUUUGUCGGUAAUGUCAUUCUGCGCACACACAUAUAUAUAUAUAUAUAUAUAUAUCAGAGGGGAGACGACAGAGUCUGGGGGAUAGAUUGAUACAGCACUGUUUCGAGCUUGUUUGCCUUCAUGCAGCUAAUCAUAACCCUGACCACCAGCUGAGACCGGAAACACAAACAUGGGUACAGACACACCUGGCGCAGCUGGUCCACCACUGGGGUCUACCAGAUAAGUCAUAAGCACUUCAUCGAACCGAACUUCAUCAGUGCCUCGCCACCCGCCGUUCUUUGUCGCUGCAGAUCGGGUAUUUAUUCACUCAGGAAUGGGCUCACACCGAUCCAUUGGCUUCCCGAAGCAAAAAAGCUUCGUAUGGGCGAUUGGGGUCACGAGCAGGCAACCACCUACUUCGGGAAGCCAAUUGAUCAGUGUGCGCCCAUUCCUGAGUGAAUAUAUAUAUAUAUAUAUAUAUGAAAAAGGAAGAGGUUUUUCGAAAAAAACGAGUUGUACUCGCGUACAACUCGAUUUUUUUUCCGAAGAACCUCUUCUUUUUUCAUUAUAUCGUCUCGGAAUGCAUACCACUUCUGCUCUACAUAUACAUAUGCUCUCAAAGAUUCGAGUUCCAUGUGCCUUUAUGUAUAUAAUGCGAAGAGACAGGCAACAAACUACUGAUUUUUGUAUUUCUGUUUUCGUCAUUUUCCCGCUUUUUUCACCCCUUUUCUUCAUGCGCCCUUGUAUUUGGACCUGGUUAAAGGAUUUAUAAUAUGGUAGUUUUUUUGAAAUUCUGGUUUUCGGUGUAAACAUUCUAAAAAUACUGAAUAUUAAUUUAUAAACCAACGUCUCUCUUCUUUAUAAAAACGACCAUUUCUUUAAUGCUACAAAACCUUGGGGACGUAGGUUUGAGGGAUUCUACUUCACAGAGCUUUUCCCGCGAAAUGCAUGGCAUUUCAUGAGGUGUCCCAAGUACUGUACAUGUUUUAAACUGACCCUUCCGCAGUUUCCGUUUUAGUCAAAAAAUUAUGUGUAUGCGCUCACUCGUUAAGAUGCUUGCAUAUAAUGAAAAUAUAUCUUCCUUCUACUGCCACACAAGCCAUGCAGAAUCCCCAAACCGUUUUCCUGAACAUACUUCUAUGUUCAGUCCCCUAUCGAAAAACGGGUAGCUGUAUUUUAUUUUCCUGCAGCUGGAAGGGAUAUACAAUUUUGAGAUGAAUUUUCACUUCACAGUCUUCUUUAUUUCUUAGGAUGCCUCUUUAUAAACACCAGCCGUCUUCCCUAAAAGAAAUAUAUUCUAUUAACGAGAUGUUGUAUAUAAAAAGGGGAAAUGGCAGUUGUUGUUGUUGUUUUUGAGUAGUUCAAACACGCGAUUAAAACUUGGUAGGCGGAAAGCGAAGCGACAGUUCGGUCCUCGCCCCAUAGUGGUCGAAUUAUACGAGCCAGUAACUUCAGCAACUCAAUAUUCAAGAAGUCGCAUCUGUUUUAUCAUGUUUCUCAUGGUGGCAAAUUUAUUUAGUUGACUUCAAUAUUCCUGCUUUCGUGAAGAGAUGAAUUAGGCUCGACUGUCCUACAGUCAAGUUGGGUGACUUCUACAAGCAAUGUAUAUUCACGGCUUCGGGCUUUUUAGUACAUUAGGAGUAAAUUAGCCGGAAAACAAACGCGCUAUCCUCGUCUCCUGGGUUCGAUAAUCCACGCUGGCACUGUCGCGUCAGAACCAUUUCGACGGUUGGUGAGUCAUUGCGAAAACUAAUAGCUGCCUGUUUUCGGCCUUCGUGUGUAAUUUGUCCCAUUACUCCUUGCUGCCAACCAUCGAAAAGUUCCCUUUGCUGCCCGAAAGGUUGGGCUUGUCCUGAAUUCCGAGCUCGCAACAUAUCAGGUCUCUCGUGGUCGCCUGAGUUUGUAUUUAAAAUUUUUGGAUACACAUCAAGCACCACUACGAAUUUUCUCAAGUAGGCAUGCAGGAGAGCAGUUAAUUAUUAAGAAGGUAUUACCGACAAAGACAAGGGAGACUGGGAUGGCCAUUUCUGGCCUAUUAGCCGUCUUCAGCCGGUCAUAUACACCCCUGAAGUUUGGAACACUUGGGGUUCGAUCCCGCGACCUGUUAGUUAGAAGUCCAACGCCGCUAAUCACUGAGCCACGGGCCCUUUGUCUUGUCGGUUGCGGUCGCGAAUAUACAAUGGUAGAGGGGCGCUCAUCGAUCGUUUCUACAGGUGUUGGCAACAGAGACGAGGGAGACAACGGUGGCUAUUUCUGUCACCUAUACUCUCGCCGACCAGAUAUGACCCACUCCCAGGCCAGAACGAAUCCAGACUUGAUCCCGGGCCUAGUUGGUCGCCGACCAUAACGCGUUGGCUAUUGAGCCACGGACAGAUUUUGUUAGCUGCAAUGGGCAAUAAUGUGUCGCACCGAUUUACUUAUUUUUAGAAUUAAGCCCCGUGUAGUAGAAACGUCUUAGUGUACAGUUCUGACUCUGUCUGAAAUCUUGAUAGAGGACAGUCAAUUUAACAAGAUUAUGAAGUUAUUUCCCCGUUUCCUUAUUUUAUUUGGAUGAACGGACUAACCAUUUCGCAAUCAAUUCUCUCCUGGAAAUUGAACAAGGAUUCCUUACUUGCAAAAGACAUUUGAAGUAAAUUAUUCGUUACUUCCAUAUGAAAACAAGUCUGACCAGUGAGACGUGAUCUCUCUGAUUAUUUUGAGUCGCAAAAAUUUGUCAUAAGGGACGCAAAGUGCGUCCAGCGAACCUUUAAGAAAUAUAGCGGGGGGUGUUACACAGGCGGGAAGCAACUAGCAGACGCCAAAACAUGAGGCCGAAAGACCCACUGCCACGGUAGGAAACGUCUUGAGUUGUUUACCGGAUCUGGCGCAGUUGAGGGUAGAGCAACUGCCUCGGAGAAACUGAAAGAUUACUCCGGACGCGGAUAGCUGAGCGCGCAGCAGCGGUGAGGACGAAAGACGCCAGCUCCAGGGUGGCGGCUCAUUCCACGGAACUCGGCCAUAUUUUCGAGUUUCAAGAGCCCGGAAUCCUCACAAGGGGUGACGAUCGCGUGAGCCGCGAGCUGCUCGAGUCAUGGUUCUCCGGCCCGCAAUCCAUCAACAGGCGUAAUAACCUCCCAGUACCAUAUUCAGUACUGAGACAUACCCUGAGCAGGGGUAUCAGUCACAUGGGGAAGGCGCGAGCGAGCAGCAACCUCGGUGGCAGCGGGCCAAAUGGUCGAGCAAUCGUCACACCAGCAUCCAGCACGGAUGACGAAAUCAUGACAAUUAACUACUCGGACGCGGAGUGACGAGUCAUCAUCGUCUUAAUUACGACAUCCCAGCGGUGAUCGCGAGAGCCGUUAAUUAUAGCAUGUAUGUGGCCCCACGGCAGCCGCAUACUAUAAAUGUUGCAGUCUUUGUGCUUCCACUACCUUUAUCUGCAACCGUCACUGAUGAUGGGUUCGAGUGAGAAUCCGAAACGUCAGGCCAAUAAACUUCUUGUUCCAGCGACCUCAUCUUCAUCUGAACUGCUUCGCAAACAGAAAUUUUCGAAGGCAAAUUGUCUGUACCCAGGAAAAGUAAAGCAGCUCAGCACCGGCAAAGGUGCAAAUAACCUCAUUGAUUGCGAAUUAGCAGCGAAGUUCGACAUCUAUAUUUAUGUCAAAGAAACGGACUAUGUUCUGCUCACUUCAAGGGAGGAUUUUACCAGAGGGUUUGUAAGUGCUAAACGGUCCGAAAUCGAUACAUCAUUCGGCGCUCCAAGGCAUUGCCUUGGCACCCAUUUAUGAAGGCGAUCCGUGAGCAAUUUCGGUGGCCGGUUUCUGUAGCAUGACUCUCUGUCGUUUUGAGAGAAACGAACACCUUUUCGAAAGGUGGAUGACUCAUCUUGCAGGCAAACCGGAAAGCGCACCAUAAGUUUACGUCGGUUUCCGGAACUCAAAAGUGCUUUCCGCUAGAUGCCUUCUCCUUCCUGCCAAAGUGGCCAUAAUUGCCCAGGGUGGACAUAGAUUUUCGGUCAAAUGGACUGAACGUGCUACCUUUUCCUCACGCGGUGUCUGCACUCACUAGUCGAUCCAUAAUUUAGUCAUAUUUCCUUAAUGAUGGCAAAGUUACCAUGAUAGAAGUCCACUGCCUGUUUCCUUCUCCCAGGAUAGAGAAGACGACAGCGGUUGACUGGUAAAGCGAGGGGUCGACACACAAGCCCUGAUUCAGUGUCUAGCGUCUAACUAUUGGACAAUAGGGAGGAUUUAGGGGAAGCGUCAGAGGAGCUACGCGAGCGUGCCGUUAACCAGUCUAAUCCGAUACCAGAAGGGAGUACAGCGCAAAUCCAUUUUUCAUUUGCGGGUUCCGUCAGUUGUGAGCUGCAGCAGAUGAAAACGGCGUGCACCAGAUCUAUCUGGACUGCAGAACAAAGAUGAGCAUUUCGGCCCCGCCCGGAGGAUCAGGGUCUAUAGCCAUCGUAGUUGACAGCAGGACGACUACUGAUUGGUAGUUGCGAAGUUUUACUGAUAAAGACGAGGGAUUGGAAACCGUGUUAUCCCGAAGGCUGGGGGGGGAUGAAACAUACAGAAUUUAACAGCGUAAACUCUGGACCAACUGCGAAUGGUUAUUACAUAUGUGUAUUCAUAUACGGUCUAGAACGCCCAGUGUCCUAAAAGCUGCAACUAAGUAAAUUCUGUAGAAUAUGUGUGGGCGACAUUUUCGCUGUAGUAAAUGGUUUGAGACACGAGGAAGUUCUACUCAAUGCCAAAAUCAAAUUCACGAACAAGCCUGGGGAGGAGAGUAAGUGGUCUUUCUUGGACCCUCUCGAAGGCAGGCGAGUAGGCGGCACCAUUCGGAGAUUGAAUUAUCGGAGAGUAAAUGACUGCGAUUCCCGAGUUUCAGUCCAAUUAAUAGAACAAAGGAAAUUAGUGCUAGGCCUGUUCAAUUAGUGUGCCAGGGUUUUUUUUAUCUCCGAUACGAUAAGGAUGGUGAUUAUUCCCCUUAGCGACGGCCUUAGAAACAAGUAUCCUGAAAAGUGCUCUGACAGGUAUUCUGGACAGCAAAAUUCAGCGAAACUGGCAUUUUCAAAAAAGCCUGUAGUUACCUUUCUUCCAAUCAGACCUUAUCAAUAUGGACACUUCUGGAAGCGGAUAAGGGCAAAGAUAGGCACAGAGAGCAUGUAGAAUUGCCUCCCCAGCCAGUCAGUGAGUAAGUUAUGCUCAUUUUGGUCCCUGAGUAGUCGGGCAGGCCAGCACACCACAUAGUACUCGCCAAAAACCGUUUUAUAGCCUCUGACAGGAGGCCUGAGAGGGCAGGCGAAAAUAGAACGGACCAUCCACGCCCUCCAAACUCAGAUGAAUGCAUUCCCCGCGUUCUGGUGAUUAGUGCAAAGUACCACUAAGUCUGGACGAAAACCGGGCAAAAGCACGCGCGCACGCUGUGUCGGGCAAAUGGUGGAUGCCAAGACGACCAUAAUCUGCUACCCAGGGCCGUUUCGUUCCGACUUAACCAAUGGACACGUAAAUCGACGUGAUUUGGGCGGCAAACUUUAUCCAUGCCUAAGGCCUUACUUACUCCCACCUGGGUGUGGUCAGGGCCCUAACAUUCUCUACACCUGGCUAAAAAGCAAACAUUUGGUAAUCUUUAGAAAAGCAGUCAAUUUAAUUCACUUAGACACACUUACGGGCACACUUAAUCGACACAUUUAUUACCCGGCUAGGUUAUGCACUCAUUGUUCGCUAAGACCUCUAAAAUUUUUGAGCAACAGACUUUUGUCUGUUUUUCUUCUCCUCUGAAAAGCGAGAAAAGCUCUCAAUAACAAAGUGGUACAAAUUUCGAGAGACGGGGUGGUCUCCCUUCUUCUUCUUCUUCUCCUUCUCCUUCUCCUUCAUCUUCCUCUUCUUCCCUUUCUUCUUCGCACUUCUACUUUUUCUCUCUUUGCUUAUUCAUCGCCAUAGUCCCACUGAUCGCCCUUUUCUUUUUCACGCCCAUCUUUAUCUUCUCGUUUGCUAACGUGCUCCAGUUUUUUUGUUUUGCCUCACCCGCUUCCUCUUCCCCCCCCUCUCCUCCUCCUCCUCCUCCUCCUCCUCCUCAUCCCUCUUCUUAUUCCUCCUCUCCCUCUUCCUCUUAUUCUCCUUCUUCCUCCUCCUCUUCCUCUUCCUCCCUCUUCUUCUUCUUCUCCUUCUCCGCUCUCGUCCUCUCCAUCCAUAA
Messenger RNA from Spirometra erinaceieuropaei, 26365 nucleotides. The record is from the annotation of a GenBank genome assembly. NCBI's taxonomy places the organism in Eukaryota, Metazoa, Platyhelminthes, Cestoda, Diphyllobothriidea, Diphyllobothriidae.